GCUCCCCCUUCCUGCACUGUUUGGGUCUGUCCCGUGUCCCCGUCGCUAACCGGCACCCAUGUCCUCGGGGGGAAGCAGUGAACCCUGACACAGUCGCUCAGCUCCACUGGUUCUAUACUGGCGCGUCCCGUUGCGCACAGGACCGUUUCAAACACUGCACGCUUCCAGACACGUUUUUCGGAUUUCUUCAAACCUCUGGACGGCUUGUCGGACAGAGAGUUGCAACUUUACGACUCAUUAUGUUUCACUUCUGGAUGACUGACGAUCGGUGACAGGAGGACUCGGGGGAGUUGAGGUAGCCUACAGCAGGAACAAGGAGCAGUGUUGGCUCUCCCCCGAGCAGUUUGCGCAGGGUGAUACAGUGCAAGCUUUUAUUGUGGCUGAUUGACCGUGCCGUCGCAUUACAUGGGUUUCUUUACCAGCAGUCACUUUUAUGAUGCUACCAAUUACACGUUGAGCUCUUGUUAGUUGCCGUUCCCUUCACUUCCCCCCGCAAAACUUCAGUCAGUGGAUCAUUUUGGGAGCGACAGGAUGGGCUCGCAAGCCGGCACAGCUCCACAGAAACAGGCGCUCCUGUGGUUCCUGAUAGCAGUGUCUCGGUGUGUGUCAGCAUUGGGCUGCGGCCCUCACUACGAAUACGCUAUUGAGGAUUUCUGCCUGGGCAAGUUCAGACUGGACAUGCAAGAGCUGGAUCAGAGACACUGGUGUAGCUGGGAGGACACAGUAGAACUCUACGGCGAGUUGACAAACUGCACGUACCUAGUGGCACUGAAGAUGGACUGCUUCUGGCCCAACCGGCUGGUGGACGAGUUCUUCAUCCGGGUCCACAGGCACUACUUUCACGACUGCUCUCUAUCAGGACGGCUUCCCAUGGACCCUCCCAACCGCAUCCUGGGUCCAUUUAUUGUCGUGCCCAUCCUGGUCACCCUCCUCAUGACAGCCUUGGUGGUGUGGAGGAGCAAGCGCAGUGAGGGGAUCGUGUAGGGAAAGAGGGAGUUCUCAAGACUCAAGACAAGAGGUGCUUUCUGUCACACCAUUCUCACCUUCAGUGACCAAAGAAUCUCUUCUCCUGAGUGUCAGUGUUUGGGUAAAACACUUGUAAAGGACAGGAAUCACUAUAGGAUGGACCCAGAAGAGGAAAUGAAUGAGACUUAAAACCAGAUCCUACUUCAGUGAGGCUUUGUUGUCUCUGCACCAGAGCAAAGCCUUUACAGCUCCUGUUUAUUUGUACCUUGUACAUGCAUUUAAAUAAUUUCUUUGGUUUACAGAGCACAAAGGUCACCUGGAUCGGGUCUGGACCACAACAGGCACGGCUAAAAAGACACUGUAAACACAAAAAUCUCUUUAUUGAGAAAAAUUGCUUGCAAAGAAUUUUGGAUGUGAUGCUGAUGUUAUUACACACACAAACACACACACACAUGCACACAAACACAUACACUAACAAGAAUUUUACUAUUUUUGGAAACCAUAGACAUCACCUCAUACUUCACAUCAACACAUCAACAGAAACUCGAAUGAUGAGGAUACAGCAGGAGAAAAAGUUUAGACCUCUGUUAGGGAACCCAGGGAAAUGAAGUCUGUGUGUGUGUGUGUGUGUGUGUGUGUGUGUGUGUGUGUGUGUGUGUGUGUGUGUGUGUGUUUGCAGUAUACCAUAAAUAUACACACUAUAUACAAUGUGAGAUUGUAUUGUCUUUGUAACACAACCAAGAUAACAAGUCAAGACAUUUAUUUCUGUCAGAUGUAAAAUUUUGUGAUUUAAUGUAGCCACUUUAACAGAUGUGUGGAUUAUAUUUUAAAUAUACAAUUUAUGAAUAAUGUAUAUGCUAAAGCUACAGAAUAAAGAAUAGAAUUGUUUUCAUUUCCUUCCCCGGCUUCCAGAAGACAUCCUGACUCGUAUGUCAGAUCUGCAGCUUCACUUGCAGGCGUCGAGCCCCCAAUUUCAGGGGGCUUUGAUGACGUUGUGUUUUGCAGCUUCCAUCAUGCAUUAAGGAAACAUAAAAAACAAACAUUGAAAACAACAGCAAAGAUUUUCAAAUUCACAGUGGAAAACUCACAAUUCGAACUACACAGAGAACAUAAAGCAUUGGGUUAAGUUAGCCAACACACACCGCUGCCAAAUGUUGCCAUAGCCUAAAGCAGAGUUUGUGUAUCAUGAACCUUAGGUUUCGAUCGAUUUAUGAUCUCCAAGUGUGGUAGAGUGUGCCGUGCAAUCUGUUUCCUCAUUGAUAUUUUUGAAUGCUCUCUUUCCUUUAUAGAUUCAUUGACCUGUAACCUGCCUGUCAGCAACAUACUUUAAAACACGCCCACGCUUUCCCGACACGAUCUUCUCUUGUUGCUUGUGCCAAAAGUUCUUGGGAAAAAAAGAGCGAUGCUUCCUAUGAAAUGUCUAAUUUUCUGUUGGAGUGACUUCUGUUGACUGAUUUUUAAAAAAAAAUAUC
Molecule: messenger RNA, 2438 nt
Organism: Archocentrus centrarchus (flier cichlid)
Lineage: Eukaryota; Metazoa; Chordata; Actinopteri; Cichliformes; Cichlidae
Gene: ramp1
Product: receptor activity modifying protein 1
Exons: 3
Coding region: 532-984 (150 amino acids)
Biological process (GO): calcium ion transport; receptor internalization; G protein-coupled receptor signaling pathway
Cellular component (GO): signaling receptor complex; membrane; cell surface
Molecular function (GO): coreceptor activity
Source: RefSeq, a predicted model, not a curated record